AAAAUGUUUAGCAAAUAAAUAAAUUUUGGUUUCAAAUAUUGAAUAGUUGAGUUCUAGUAGCAUUUUACGUUCAAACAUGAAAUUAUUCGGUUUGGUUGUGGUUAUUUCGAUUUUAUGCGGCAGUUUUGCUGCUGUCAUGGUUGCCAAGAUGGGAGAUCCGGAACACCCUGGCAAAUGUGUUUAUAACGGUUUGAUUUUGUCACCCGGCGAAAGUGGUUAUCCCGAGGGCAGAUGUCUUCGUGUCUUGUGCUUUGGUGCUGAUGGUAGCGGCAGAAUACAUACUUGUGGAUCGCAAGGAGCACAGCCACCCUGUGUUAUGGGUGAUUACAUGUACCCCGAUGCUCAGUAUCCCAAGUGCUGUGAAAAGGAAAUCAUUUGUCCCGAUAAUGUAGACGAACAUGAAAAUAAAUUAUUUUAAAUUACCAAAAAUUGGAAACGAGAAAUGGCAUGAUCUGGAUUUUCUU
Molecule: messenger RNA, 464 nt
Organism: Musca domestica (house fly)
Lineage: Eukaryota; Metazoa; Arthropoda; Insecta; Diptera; Muscidae
Exons: 3
Coding region: 77-418 (113 amino acids)
Source: RefSeq, a predicted model, not a curated record